Messenger RNA from Sinocyclocheilus rhinocerous, 2734 nucleotides. Its product is annotated as E3 ubiquitin-protein ligase HECW2. The coding region runs from base 371 to 2734 and encodes 787 amino acids. Lineage: Eukaryota; Metazoa; Chordata; Actinopteri; Cypriniformes; Cyprinidae. Gene Ontology annotation, biological process: regulation of dendrite morphogenesis; ubiquitin-dependent protein catabolic process; protein ubiquitination. Gene Ontology annotation, cellular component: cytoplasm. The transcript is spliced from 21 exons. Gene Ontology annotation, molecular function: protein binding; ubiquitin protein ligase activity. The record is from RefSeq and is a predicted model, not a curated record.
CACAGCAUCAGGGUCGAGCAGUGCCACCACAACGAGCCAAAAUGGAGGUGCUGAGGAUGGUCAGGAAGGAGCUGCUGCCUCUGGAGACUCGACACAGAGCACCAGCAGCGCUCAGCAACCAGCUCCCAAAAUACAGGAUGAGGAAGGAGUUGCACCCAAGGUGAUCACUGGGGAAGAAGAGGCCGCUACAGUCACAGAGUCCUCAGCAUCUGCCAGCAAUGCAGCUAGUGAAGGGGGCGGAGCCACAGCAGUUAAACAGCCGGAGCAGGGAAACUCCAGUGAGGCAGGCAAUGAGGGGGAGGAAGAUGCCGAAAUCUGGCAGAGGAGGCAGAGUCUGCAAGCAUCAGGGAACUCAUCACAGGCUGAAGGGAUGGAAUUAACCAAUGACAUGAGGAGGGCAGCUGACGCAGCACAGGUUGCCACGGUAACAGAAGGAGAGACAGGAGCCAGUGCUCAAGUGAAUGGCCAUCAGCUAAUGCGAUCUCUUCCUUCAGUGCGUCAUGACAUCAGCCGCUAUCAGAGAGUGGACGAGCCUCUUCCGCCAAACUGGGAGGCUCGUAUUGACAGCCACGGCAGGAUUUUCUAUGUGGAUCAUGUGAAUAGAACCACCACCUGGCAGCGGCCCACUGCUCCACCUGCACCUCAGGUCCUACAGAGAUCCAACUCCAUUCAACAGAUGGAGCAGCUCAACCGAAGGUAUCAGAGUAUUCGGAGGACAAUAACCAAUGAGAGGACAGACGAACAGGCUGCAGAGAUGCCUACAGACGAAACCGACCUGCUGCAUCACUCCAUACCUGAGUACCGUUGGGACGGUGUGGUUGGGCCUACUAGCUCUCGCUCCCGCUUGUCUCUGCUGCUUCAGUCCCCCAGCGCCAAGUUUCUCACCAGCCCGGAUUUCUUUACCAUACUGCAUUCCAACCCUAGUGCCUACCGCAUGUUUACAAGUAACACAUGUCUAAAACACAUGAUCAGUAAAGUGCGACGGGACGCGCACCACUUUGAGCGCUACCAGCACAAUCGAGACCUGGUUGCCUUCCUCAACAUGUUCGCCAACAAACAGCUGGAUCUCCCGCGGGGCUGGGAAAUGAAACACGACCACACUGGAAAGCCUUUCUUUGUGGACCAUAACUGCAGGGCGACCACCUUCAUAGACCCACGACUGCCACUGCAGAGCGCCCGACCCAGCAGCAUCCUCGCCCACCGCCAGCACCUCAGCCGCCAGCGCAGCCACAGCGCAGGGGAGGUGAGCACACAACGCCUGGUGGGCGAUGACCCUCGGCAUGCUGGCCCCGCUGUACUGCCACGCCCCUCAAACACCUUCACAGCCAGUCGCAACCAGUGUCAAGAUUUAGUUCCUGUUGCCUAUAAUGAUAAAAUAGUGACAUUUUUGCGGCAGCCGAACAUAUUUGAGAUCCUUCAGGAGAGGCAGCCUGAGCUCAUUAGGAAUCACUCACUCAGGGAGAAGGUGCAGUUUAUUCGUAAUGAAGGAGUGUCAGGUUUAGCUCGCCUCUCCAGCGAUGCAGACUUGGUGAUUUUGCUCAGCUUGUUUGAAGAGGAAGUGAUGUCGUAUGUGCCACCUCAUGCCUUACUGCACCCCAGCUACUGUCAAUCACCACGAGGGUCUCCGGUCUCCUCCCCUCAGAACUCUCCUGGUACACAGCGAGCCAACGCACGGGCACCUGCACCGUACAAACGGGACUUUGAAGCCAAACUUCGGAAUUUCUAUCGCAAACUGGAGACUAAAGGCUACGGACAGGGCCCAGGCAAAGUGAAGUUGAUAAUCCGCAGAGAUCAUCUACUGGAGGAUGCAUUCAAUCAGAUCAUGUGCUACUCUCGCAAAGAUCUACAGAGAAGUAAACUCUAUGUCAGCUUUGUUGGAGAAGAAGGACUGGACUACAGUGGCCCCUCACGAGAGUUUUUCUUUCUGGUGUCACGAGAGCUUUUUAACCCGUACUAUGGUCUGUUUGAGUAUUCUGCAAAUGACACUUACACCGUCCAGAUCAGCCCCAUGUCUGCCUUCGUUGACAACCAUCAUGAGUGGUUUCGGUUUAGUGGCCGUAUUCUGGGUCUCGCUCUUAUCCAUCAAUACCUACUGGAUGCCUUCUUCACACGACCUUUCUACAAAGGCCUACUUCGAAUUCUGUGUGAUCUGAGUGAUCUGGAGUAUCUUGAUGAGGAGUUUCAUCAGAGUCUUCAGUGGAUGAAGGACAAUGACAUAGAGGACAUGCUGGACCUGACCUUCACGGUCAAUGAGGAAGUGUUCGGACAGAUCACAGAGCGCGAACUGAAGCCUGGCGGGGCAAAUAUCCCAGUGUCAGAGAAGAAUAAGAAAGAGUACAUCGAGCGCAUGGUGAAGUGGCGUAUAGAGCGGGGUGUCGUCCAACAGACGGAGAGUCUUGUGCGAGGCUUUUAUGAGGUUGUAGAUGCGCGGCUGGUGUCGGUGUUUGAUGCACGGGAGCUGGAGCUGGUGAUCGCUGGAACAGCGGAGAUUGAUCUGGGAGACUGGAGGAACAACACCGAGUACAGAGGAGGUUACCAUGACAACCACAUCGUGAUUCGCUGGUUCUGGGCAGCAGUGGAGCGAUUCAACAAUGAGCAGAGACUCAGGUUGCUCCAAUUUGUGACGGGGACGUCCAGUAUCCCAUACGAGGGCUUCGCCUCUCUAAGGGGCAGCAAUGGGCCACGACGCUUCUGUGUAGAGAAAUGGGGAAAAAUUACGUCUCUGCCCAGGUAA